Molecule: messenger RNA, 704 nt
Organism: Argentina anserina (silverweed cinquefoil)
Lineage: Eukaryota; Viridiplantae; Streptophyta; Magnoliopsida; Rosales; Rosaceae
Product: pentatricopeptide repeat-containing protein At2g35030, mitochondrial-like
Exons: 1
Coding region: 51-704 (217 amino acids)
Molecular function (GO): protein binding
Source: RefSeq, a predicted model, not a curated record
AUCAUCCUUGUCCGUCACUGUACUGAAAGUGAUUAUGCUGAUCUGGGCUGAUGAUACUCUUUAAGAAUCCCGUCCGUUCGAUUUCAGUUCGUUGUUACAGAACCCAGUUGGUCAAGCUUUUCUCAACUCGAGAUGUAUACGCCUGCGACCUCAAGAUUGGCUCUUUGUUUCGAGCAGGUCAAAUUGAAGACGCUCGCCAAGUGUUCGACCAAAUGCCCCAAAGAGACGUGGUCACAUGGAACGGUCUCAUUACUGGGUACUGGAAAAAUGGCCACUUUCAAGAAUCAAAGCGGCUGUUUGAAAUGAUGCCUAUCAGGAAUGUGGUCUCCUGGAACUCGAUGGUAGCCGGAUUUGUCGAGAAUGGAAUGGUUGAUGAGGCUUUCAUAUAUUUUAAAGCCAUGCCCAAGAGGAACACUGCUUCUUGGAACGCUAUGAUAUCUGGGCUUUUGAAGUGUGAUCGGGUGGAGGAAGCUAGUAGGCAUUUUGAGAAGAUGCCUUGUAGGGAUGUUGAUUCUUACACUGCAAUGAUUGAUGGGUAUGGGAAGAGAGGAGAGAUAGAGAAGGCUAGGGGGUUGUUUGAUGUCAUGCCUCGGAGGAAUCAGGUUUCGUGGACUGUGAUGAUUAGUGGGUACGUGGAGAAUGGGAGGUUUGAUGAAGCGUUGGAAUUGUACAAACGGUUGCCGGAAAAAAUGUGGUUGCAAUGA